This is a messenger RNA of Haliaeetus leucocephalus (bald eagle), 1754 nucleotides long. It is a transcript of the gene MBIP, whose product is annotated as MAP3K12 binding inhibitory protein 1. Gene Ontology annotation, cellular component: cytosol. Bases 27 to 989 code for a protein of 320 amino acids. The transcript has 8 exons. The record is from RefSeq and is a predicted model, not a curated record. Lineage: Eukaryota; Metazoa; Chordata; Aves; Accipitriformes; Accipitridae.
CUGUAGAAGUCUUGUAUACUUCUGUGAUGUUAAUACAACAUAACAACAUAAUUUUUUGUUGUGCUUGUUUUGCUCUCUUGAAGCUUAACCUUGGAGACGAUAUCGUGAAAGUUGUAAUUGAUUGGAGCAAGCUUCAAAGCACAUCAGCACUUCAGCCAACAUUGCUCUUUAGUGCACUUCAGCAGCAUAUUUUAUGUUUGCAGCCUCUUUUAGAGAAACUCCAGUCAUUGAUUAAGGAGGAAACUAUAGGCCAUGUUGAACCUGCAGGUAAAACAGAAGGCCAAGCUUGUGAAAAAAGUGUAGAUGUUUAUGAUGGUAACUGUCAGACAGAAGAAAAGUAUGCAAGUUAUGACUUGGGAGAUCUGAAGGAUGCUCAUAUUAAUUUUGAUCCAGAGGUGGUCCAAAUAAAAGCUGGAAAAGCAGAAAUUGACAGGCGGAUAUCAGCCUUCAUCGAGAGGAAACAAGCUGAGAUCAAUGAAAAUAAUGUCAGGGAAUUUUGCAAUGUUAUUGAUUGUAAUCAAGAAAAUAGCUGUGCCAGAACAGAUGCCAUUUUCACACCCUAUCCUGGAUUUAAAAGCCAUAUAAAGGUUUCCAGGGUAGUAAAUACAUAUGGACCUCAGACUAGAUCUGAAGGAGCACACGGGUCCAGUCACAAAGCCAAUGUACCCAUUCAUGAUUGUGGAAACCAAGCUGUUGAAGAGAGAUUGCAAAACAUUGAAGCACACUUACGGUUACAGACAGGUGGUCCUGUACCAAGAGACAUUUAUCAGAGAAUUAAGAAGCUUGAAGAUAAAAUCCUUGAGCUGGAAGGACUAUCUCCUGAAUAUUUUCAAUCUGUAAGCUGUUCUGGCAAGAGGAGAAAGGUUCAACCUCCCCACCAGAACUAUUCAUUGGCUGAACUUGAUGAAAAGAUCAAUGCUAUAAAACAGGCAUUACUGAGGAAAACAAAAGAAAGCAAGUCCAAGGAGGCUGAGCGGCUUCUUCGAUAAAGUCUUUUCAGAAUCCUCAUCGUGCUUUACACGUACCUAAACCAUAGACCUGACUAGUGUUCAUUGGGGAUGACUUUAGCAAUGAAAGCAAAGCAUGCAUAUAAGCUCCUUUUGGAUGAUCUUGAAAGCUUUCUUUCAGAAGAACUAAUUGAAAAACAGUCUUAUUAAUGAAAUAGUUACUUUAAAAUGAAGAAUGUUUUAGAAAUAGCAUUCUAAUAAUCCAUUCCCUUCUGUUAUAAAGGAGGAUUGCAGCAUUGUUUGUAUGUGGAAAGUCUUAACCUGCAUACAAAAGCUACAUUUCACAUGUGAUUCUUGGUGAUUGAGUAUUCAAAAGGGCUAUCUUUUGAAUACUUUUCAUGUAAGUAGUUUGCAUAGACUUGUGAAAUAAAAUUAAAUACUUCCUCGUAAGUAAACUGUCUUAGGAAAAAAAAAUUACAAAAAACCUUGCAGUAUGCAUGCUUACCUGCAUUUUUUUCCAUAUUUGUCACUGUUUUCACAGCUGUUAGAAAUGCAGCAAAUUGUGUUUCUGUUUGAAAGAUGGCUAUGGAAAUCCUAUAUGUGUAAAUAGACAAACCUGUUCUUCACUUCCUCAGUGUCCUGUAGGAAUUCAAACUUCUUACCCUGCUAACAAACUUAAUAUAUCCUAAAGACCACGCCAGGGGAGGUUUUGAGGAGCAUGCCAGCAGGCAACAGCUUCCCUUCCUUCCAUAUGCAUGCUUACAUGACUUCUGAAGCAUGGAUGCUGGGUACGUAGUUUAAAUUGAA